CAGAGGGCAUUAUUACUUAAAUUGUUACUCCUACCCUUAGAAUAAUUUUUAUUUUCAUUAAUAUUUGAUAAAAUAAAAUAGAUACUUACAUGGGUAGUGGAGCAUCUUUGCACAGGAAACGACGUCGUUUUCUGUUCUGCUUCCAUCCGGAAUUUCGACCCACCCAAAUUUCUGGCCUGGAAGCAAAGAAGCGAAUGAAAUGGCCGCUCACUGCGUCUCCAUAGCCACCGCUGCUACCGCCGGAAUCUACGAAUUCCGGCGGAGUAAGUCCGUCAAACUCGCCGCAGAGGUUUUAAACUUCCCAUGGAAUGGCGAUCCGAUCCGAAUUCCACUCCAAUCCACCAGUUUCGGACCCUUUCUUCCAAAGCGUUCGCUCAUCAAAGCAUCUGUCUCCAUCAGCCUCCCAUCUUCGAAUGCAGAUGGAGCUGUCUCUCCGAAGAAUCUUCCCGAUCGUAGAUGGUCAUCGAAGGCAAUUAAGUCGUUUGCAAUGUCUGAACUGGAAGCAAGGAAACUCAAAUAUGCCACAACUGGGACGGCAGCGCUACUCAUGGGUAUUCUAAUUGAGGGAACAAGUUUUGCUUCAAAGUAUUUGUGGGCCAUUGGUAUUACCCUUCUCAAAGUGCGCGAAGAAACCAUUAAGGUUUGUGGGAAAGCAAGCUAUUAUACAUCUUGUCCCGAGCAUCCUCCUUUGACGGAAGAUGCAGAGAAAGCUCUUGAUUGGGCUCUCAGCAACGAAGCCAAAACUGGUGGAGAUGGAGAGAUUACAACAACUCAUUUGCUACUCGGAAUUUGGUUGCAAGAGGGGUCACCGGGUCACAAGAUCAUGGCUUCUCUAGGCUUCAACAAUGGAAAAGCUCAAGAGUUGAAGGACUUGAUUUCUAAACCUGGCUUUAAUGAGGACUAGUGGUUGAUCAAGGCUGCCUGCUAUUGAGGUUUGUUCAUUUACCAUUUUACCCUUCACGCCCCCCCAGUACUGGGCUUACACUUCACAUAUUAAUGAACAUGUCCAGAAAUGUAUGAUUUGCAUGAGAGUAACCAAUGCUGGCUGGUGUUCCUUUUUCGUUAAUCUGUAACUCGCGAUUUCUUGAAGAAUUGAAGAUGAAACUCGACUUUUCUAGUCGAUUUUACUCAUUCAAUGAGGGCAAGGUUUGCGUGCACGCACCCUCCCCAAACCUUACUUCUUGUGGGACUUUACCGGGUUUGUUGUCGCUGUCGUAGUUUGAUUAGGUUGGUUCGAUUCUUAAAUAAUGCAAAAUUGAGAAACCAAGAGGUAAAGUUGGGUUCGGUCGUGUUUGGCGAGUUUGGGUUGGGUU
Cuscuta campestris is the source of this 1313-nucleotide messenger RNA. NCBI's taxonomy places the organism in Eukaryota, Viridiplantae, Streptophyta, Magnoliopsida, Solanales, Convolvulaceae. The record is from the annotation of a GenBank genome assembly.